Colletotrichum graminicola M1.001 is the source of this 1038-nucleotide messenger RNA. Its product is annotated as alkylated DNA repair protein AlkB. Bases 1 to 1038 code for a protein of 345 amino acids. NCBI's taxonomy places the organism in Eukaryota, Fungi, Ascomycota, Sordariomycetes, Glomerellales, Glomerellaceae. Gene Ontology annotation, cellular component: cytoplasm; nucleus. The transcript is spliced from 2 exons. The record is from RefSeq and is a predicted model, not a curated record.
AUGGCGGCUGGAAUAGUCGAGCUCGAUGCUCAUGAGCAGCCGUCAGAGGCGAUGCGGGCACAGUGGAAGGGGUACUCAAGGGCUGAUCAAAAGGAACUCAUUAAAGGGGAUUCAAUUGAUGACCCUAGAUCACCGGAUCAAGCUGGUAGAUUCUCUGUGGCUGGAAAGAUCUCGGUCGACCAGCUCACAACCGCUUUCUCUCACAUAAGCUCGGCCGCGGUCGACACAUCAACACUUCAGGAGGUGCCCAUUCUUUACCACCCGCUUCUGCCAGGCCUUCUCAUCGCACCGAACCUGGUGCCUCCCGAAGUCCAGAAGACCCUCCUCUCGCUGAUGAUCAACCGAGACCUCAGCGUGCCGACACACCAAACAAACCUUCACCUGCAUUACGACUUACCUUACCCGAAAGACGCAGAUGGAUCCUCCGAGUCAUUCUUCUCGUACCCGCCUGACCAAACACCAAUCUUCAUUCCAAAAGAUCCUUCGGUUCAUAAACCUCUAUCCAUCAAACAGGUUAUGGAGAGACGGCUCCACUGGGUCACCCUCGGCGGCCAGUACGACUGGACCAACCGCAUAUAUCCCGAAGAUCGCCCUCCUCAGUUUCCCUCAGAUAUUGCCCAAUUCUUGGAGGCCCUCUUCCCCGAGACCCUCGCCCAAGCCGCUAUUGUCAAUUUCUACACGCCUGGCGACACGAUGAUGAUGCACCGCGACGUCAGCGAGGAGACCGACAAGGGGCUUAUCAGCCUGAGUUUCGGCUGCGACGGUCUCUUCAUGAUCGCGCCUAACGACCCCGAGAACAUUUCCGAAGAAGCAAAGGCCACGGGCAAGGAGUACCUCCUCCUUCGGCUGCGCUCCGGCGACGCCAUCUACAUGACCAAGGAUUCUAGGUUCGCGUGGCAUGGCGUGCCCAAGGUCAUGAAGGGGACAUGCCCUGACUAUCUGGCUGACUGGCCAGCGGAAGGUGGGAAAUAUGAGGAAUGGAAUGGGUGGAUGCAGAACAAGCGGAUAAACCUCAACGUCAGACAGAUGAAAGACUGA